This is a messenger RNA of Stylonychia lemnae, 666 nucleotides long. The record is from the annotation of a GenBank genome assembly. NCBI's taxonomy places the organism in Eukaryota, Ciliophora, Spirotrichea, Sporadotrichida, Oxytrichidae.
AUGUUAAAAUUAAAGAUCUUUGUUCUAUUUGCACUAGCUAUAUAAACCCUUUCAGCCACUGUUUAAGUUGACAAAAAUAAAACUAUCUCUAUCAUAGCAGGGUUUCUUGAGGGAAUCGUUGAAUAAGACCAUUUGAGCGAUCUCUAAGAAUGCCUUCAGGACAGCGAGGAGUUGACAGAACAACUAGAAGAGAUAUAGAACGACUUAGAGUCAAGAAAUAUUAAUGCAAUGUUUGAUGGCCUCAAGCUAAUUGGAAAACUAGUGUUGAGUUUACCCUCUUAACUAAAGGAUUGCGAGAAAAUCAAGGAUGACUUAGAAUAGUUUAAGAAGUGGGCGGAGGUGUUCACAAAACCUCAAGAACUUUAUGUUUAGCUAAUGAAGAAUAUUCCAGCUCACUUUACUGAGAUUUGGGACGAUAUUCAGGAUGCUAACACUCAGUACCAGAAUGGAGACUACUAUAAAUAUGGCAAAGACCUUGGUGACUCUAUGGUACUAGCUGUCGGCUAAGUUCAAACUCGUUAUAAGAUAGUUGAGAAACUAGAUUAGGGCUAUUAAAAAUUCAAGGAAUGGUUUGAUGAGUAUAUAUGGUCUUCCCAGGAAAAGAGAGAAAAAUCCCUUACUGAAGAGAUUAUCUAAGGUAUUUCGAACACUAAUCUCAUUAAAUGA